UACUGCGUCUACUUGCACCUUGUUCGUUGUCUUUUAAUCCAGAGACAAUCGCGCCUCCUAGGAAACGGUUUGACUCGAGACCAAGGUUUCUACCAAUCGAAGACGUCUUUUCCCUCCCCUUCCAGAGGGACUUGUCGCGGUUACUAGAGAAACUCUAUAGUCUACAUUCCUGGCCUUGCGUAGGCUCACCAAAGGCACGCGACGCGCCUCUUGAUUUUGACUCUGGUCCUUUCCCUCGCUACUCCUUUGGGGACUAGCUAAGCAAUGACUUCUGACUGUGUUAAACACGAAGUUCCUCCUGCCCCGCCUCACAAAGACCGUGAGAACGAAGAAAUGAGACCCCAGGGUAGCAUGUCUGAUCGCCUAACUGUCGAAGUUGAUUGUACAUCUCUGGGCUCGAACGAGUGCCCCUCCAUGACUAGCUUUUCGCCUCUCGAUUCACCAAAGACCACGCCUACCAGUGUCUAUAGUCACGGGUCAUUGCAGUCCCCUGGCUGGCACGAGGGCGGAUCAUUCCCCAGUCAGGCCUACGAGCGGCACACCGGGUCGACCCCCAUGCGCAGUGCUUUCCGCUUGGCUAGUAUGACGUCGAACGAUGUGAUGGGUAUGCCUUACUCCAAUAUGGAGCCCCAGGAGCGGAUGCCGAUGACCGACUUCUUGUCUGGAUAUGACGAGAAUGUUGAACAAUUUUGGAUCCCUUCGGAAGCGCCCAAGACAUACGAGCAUGGAGUACACGCGCUCCCAUACCCUCCGCAUAUGCACCACUACACUACCAUGGCUCGCCCGAAUUAUCGCCAGCACCAUGCACCAUAUCUCCCAGAAUCUGCAACCAACCCUUGUUUAUCGCGCUCCAUCUUCCAUCAUCAGCAUGAACGGAUUCCAACUUCCAUGUCAAUGGGAAAUAUGAUUCCUUGGAUGGCCCCGCCCGCCGAAUCGAUUGCUCCACAGACAAUUGCGCCCUCCCAGGUUGCCCCGGUCACCCCACCUCCAUCGUACUCGGAAUUUCCAGCAUCACUCGGUGCCUUCAAGACACACACCCCAGCCACUCCUGUGCGGUCCUGCUCGCUGGGUAGUGGAUCUGGAUCGGAUACUCCCAUUUCUCGCCUGUCAGGUAGCAUGGACUACAUGGAUGACUUUAGUCAAUCACCUGUCUACCGGGAUGGUCUUGUUCGAGUGCAGCGUCAGCCCUCUCGCAAGACUGCCCGGAAGCAAGCCUCUAAGCAGAGCCUGAGCCUGGAGAGCCUCCCGUCUAUCAUCAAACAGGUGCAAUUUAAGUGCAAAGAGCCUGGGUGCAAGGGACGCUUCAAGAGGCAAGAGCACCUAAAGAGACAUAUGAAAAGCCACUCCAAGGAGAAGCCCCAUGUUUGCUGGGUCCCUGGGUGUCAUCGCGCAUUCUCCCGCAGUGACAACCUUAACGCACAUUAUACGAAGACCCACAGCAAGCGAGGCGGCCGCAACCGCUACGUCGCCACCUUGGACGAAAACAGUCCCGACUACAACCCAGAGUAUCGCGGCCAGCUGACCCCUGAUGGGCGACCGCUGUAUUCUCAAAAGCACGACGACACCAUGUCGGGCACUCGUCAUAUGAGUGUCGAAUGGGACGAUUGAAAGCGGGCGGAAGUUUAGGACAGGCGGACCAAACCAUGAUACCCUUGGCGAACAGGUUGCCAUUUCUCCUUUUUGGUCUUAGAUGGGGACAGAAACACAGGGCCAGGCAGACCCUGUCGGCGCUUCGCGGCGUUUAUUUGUAAAACAUACCUGGUUAUAUAUACCGGAUAAUUUCCUUUGUUGGUUUUGAUGUUGCAUAUCCUUUUUCUUUUCUACAAAG
Molecule: messenger RNA, 1828 nt
Organism: Aspergillus japonicus CBS 114.51
Lineage: Eukaryota; Fungi; Ascomycota; Eurotiomycetes; Eurotiales; Aspergillaceae
Gene: brlA
Product: C2H2 type transcription factor BrlA
Exons: 2
Coding region: 265-1608 (447 amino acids)
Biological process (GO): regulation of transcription by RNA polymerase II
Cellular component (GO): chromatin
Molecular function (GO): RNA polymerase II cis-regulatory region sequence-specific DNA binding; DNA-binding transcription factor activity, RNA polymerase II-specific
Source: RefSeq, a predicted model, not a curated record